This is a messenger RNA of Neurospora hispaniola, 1359 nucleotides long. RefSeq names its product kinase-like domain-containing protein. Bases 1 to 1359 code for a protein of 452 amino acids. Gene Ontology annotation, cellular component: cytoplasm. Gene Ontology annotation, molecular function: ethanolamine kinase activity. Lineage: Eukaryota; Fungi; Ascomycota; Sordariomycetes; Sordariales; Sordariaceae. The transcript has 2 exons. Gene Ontology annotation, biological process: phosphatidylethanolamine biosynthetic process. The record is from RefSeq and is a predicted model, not a curated record.
AUGGCUGUCGGAACAGAGAACGGCACCCAAACAGCCAACGGCCAGUCCAACGGCCACUUGAACGGCAACGGGCCCGUUGAGCCUCACAUUCGCUACAUCCCUUUCGCUUACUCGAGCGAGGACUCCGAAGCCACCGCCCGCCGUCUCGUUCUCGCCAUCCGCCCCGCCUGGGAGAGCGCCGAUUCCAAGGUCGAGUUCGUGCGCUUCACCGAUGGUAUCACCAACACACUCCUCAAAGCAGUCAACAAAAAGGCCGGCCUUUCCAAGGAUGAGGUGGACAAGGAGGCCAUCUUGCUCCGCGCCUACGGCAACGGCACCGACUUGAUCAUCGACCGCCACCGCGAAACCCAGAACCACGAGCUGCUCAUGCGAUACGGCCUCGCUCCCGAACUGCUCGCCCGCUUCGAGAACGGCAUGAUGUACCGCUUCGUUCAGGGCUCCAUGACCCACCCCGAGGAUCUGCGCAAGCCCGUCAUCUACAAGGCCGUGGCCAAAAGGCUUGCCCAGUGGCACGCCGUGGUACCUUGCAUUGCUGCUCGCACCGGACACAGCCGCAGAAACUCCAAGAACACCGACUUCAUUGUACCGUCCGAAGCCCUUGGCGAUGCCGAGUUUCAGCAAAUCAUUGACAGUGUCGCGCCUGGAAAGCCCCCGCCGAACGUCUGGACUGUCAUGCAGAAGUGGAUUUUUGCCCUGCCAACAGAUACGGAAGCGCAAAGAGAGCGUCAGGCCCAGUUGCAGAAGGAGCUUACCAGGACUGUUGCCGAGCUGAGCCAGCGGCCAGGCUUGGGUACCAAUGGGCUCGUGUUUGCACACUGCGAUCUCCUCAGCGGCAACGUCAUCGUCCUUCCCAAGCCCCAGCAGACACCCGCCGACGACCGCAACGGCGUCACCGCCAAAGACACGACCAUCGACGUGACCUUCAUCGAUUACGAAUACGCGACCCCCUCACCAGCCGCCUUUGAUAUUGCCAACCACUUUGCCGAAUGGGGUGGCUUCGACUGCGAUUUCAGCGUCCUUCCCACGCGCGUCCAGCGUCGCGAGUUCAUCACCGCGUACAUCCGCGCCUACUAUGCUUACCAAGGCGAGAAGAACGGAACCACGGCCGAUUAUGACGAGGCAGCUGAGGUCGAUCGCCUACUAAACGAGGUGGACGUCUUCCGGGGCCUGCCUGGAUUUUACUGGGGCAUCUGGGCGCUGAUUCAGGCGACCAUCUCCCAAAUCGACUUUGACUAUGCCUCCUAUGCCGAGACAAGACUGGGCGAGUACUGGGCUUGGCGAGAUGAGAUCUCGGGUGAUCGCCAGCGCGCUGGAAAGGAGAUCCCGCUGAGGGAGAAGAGGUGGGCUCAGGAACAGUGA